Molecule: messenger RNA, 3401 nt
Organism: Exaiptasia diaphana
Lineage: Eukaryota; Metazoa; Cnidaria; Anthozoa; Actiniaria; Aiptasiidae
Exons: 2
Coding region: 1848-2792 (314 amino acids)
Source: RefSeq, a predicted model, not a curated record
UUCGUGAUAUGUUGUUUAACAAGUUCAAUCGAACAUUUUUGAUCAUCACUUCUGCUAGAAUCCACCCAAAUGUCGCACAACGACGUGAGGCGGCAAGCAGACGAUGCGUCAAAUAAGGAUGAUGAGCUUCAGCUGGAGUUGGAACCCAUUCCGAUGUGGCUGCGGAUCGCAAUGGCAAUCGUCUGCACAUUAAACAUGGCUGCCAUUGCAUACAUCGCUGUUCUGAUCGGAAUACAGAAAGGCUGGAAAUAUUCAAUCCACUGCUUCUUUCUCUGUCUUUUUGCUUUUUUAUUCCUAAUACAAUUAAUAAGAGCACAGUCAAAAUUCCACGCAAAAGCAGCCAGCUCCUCGAGCUAUUUUAUGUUCUUUAUCACUUUAAGCACAAGCUUCACUUUGCUUAUAAGACAGGCCUACUAUCAUCCGUCGUCUGGUUACUUUGGACCUGAAUGGGUAUUGUUCUCUCUUCAAGCAGGCAUCAUCCCUGGACUCGUUGGCAUGGUUGUGAUGUUUGAAUUCAGUCUUCAAGAAAUCUAUAAAAGCCGGUUUAUCAUCAUGGUCGCGGUUCUCGACUUUGCGGAUAUUUGGGACAUGGCAUCUAUGCUCUCACCAGUAAGGGCACCUUACAUUGAAGAACAAAGCCCCAUUGAAAUUGCAAUCCAGUACUUUUGCAGCACUACAUUCCUCUCUCUUUCGGCUUUUCUCAACAAAGUCAUCAUUGAAGAAUAUUUGAAAAUAUUUAUGGGUCAAAGCGAUGUUUCGCAGGAAGGCCAAAGCGAACUCCACCGCGCAAAGGACAAAUGUUGCACAGCAUAUGUGAAGAUGAAUUCUCGAAUAUAUCAGGAUAUACCAUUCCUGAUCAUUCGUAUAUUUGUCCUGUUGGAAUAUGGUUUUGUAGAUGUCGAUUUUUUGUUUAAGAAUGCAAUUUCUGCCAUCAUCGUUCUCUUUGAUUGCUGUAAAGGUUGCUGCUUUUGCUGUUGCUUAUGUUGUGCAAUGUCUGCGUCGGGAACAAAUACAGCCGAUCAGUAGUAAAUUUCCUUAAUUGUUUUCUAGCCAUACACAUGUAGAAUAGUUUUUAUAUAAAACGUCAAUGCACUAAAUUGACAUUGUACUUAUCUCUUGUAUUACGCAUAUAAAUAUAAUAUAUAUAUUAUUUUACAAUUUAGUAAAUAGUACUCUAUCCUCGAAACAUUUUGUAAGAAAUUGUACUAGAUUGAGCUAAUUAAACGAUAGAAGACAAAGGCUUUCCCACUAAUUUGUCAAAUUUAGUUUGCAAACUAUAUAUUAGAUAUAAUGAGAGCACUUUAUUUUCGUUUUGUACUGAUUUAGCGCGUUCCCUCUAGCUUUGAUUCAUAGUUCCAUCAUCGGUUGGUUAAACAAACAUUGUAUCUUUCCACUCUAGAUUUUAUGAUAAUAAUAAUUGAUAAUAAAAAAUGAACUUAUUUAAUAUUGACCCGCCUAGCUUUUGCUGAGGUUAAUGAUUCGAUUUCUUCAUAAUGAAGAAGUCUCAGAGAAAUAACAUGAAACUAUGUUUAUAAGAAUUAAUKGUAUAAUGCCAUCAGUCGAGCGCAACGUUGCUUCAAUUUCUGGGAACAGACGGAACUUUGAGAAGUCUAAGUCCAUCAAACGAUUGUGAUAUGAAUGAUCAGACAUGAAUUUCUGUAGGUGCCUCGCGAUUUGGAUUCGUGGUUCUAUCUGAAUUACAUUUUGUGCGUAGGAAAGCUYCCCAAAGAUAGAUAAGGAAAGAUGAUUCUGGAACUUUGAGAUAAAACUCUGCAUGAUUUACUCAAUCGAGCGAAACGUAGCAUUUCCAUAAAAACAUAAACAAUUGUGCUAUUUUGAGAUCAGAUAUGAAUUGCCGUAGGUGCUUCGCGAUUAGGAUUGCUGGAAGUAUCAUUUGCUUUCUUAACUUUAUUUAUUGCGUAACCUUAUCGGUGAUUGUAGUGGUGGCAAACAAUGAUGUUGGCGCUGCGUUCGCUAUUCUUUCCGGUCUUUGGAAUUUUGUUUGUGCGCUGGCGAGUCUUUGUGGAAGCGAUAAAGGAUGUUUGUUGUCCUGCUCGAGUGUCAUGGUUUUGCUGGCUUCCACUUUCACUCUCGUCACACGGUAUCACUACUACGAGGUUAUGCCGAAAUAUUCUGGGCUAUUGGCUGAAGUAUUCUCAGGCUUCAUACUUCACAAAGCUGGCCUCGUUUUGUUAGUGUCUGGAAUUCCAGUAAUGUACGGAUGUCUAUGCCAAUCAAUGAUGACAGAUAAAAAGAUGGUUUACAGGGUAAUCGUCGACUUUAUUGAUAUCUACGAGAUGUCAGAGCUGCUUACCAUGGGCGCCAAAAGUUGUACUCUUGCAGGCCCCACACAUGCACCAUUUCCUUACAUUAAUCAUACCAGGAAUGUCUUCAACUGCACCGAAUCGACGUUCUCUUUAUUGACGAAAGAAAGCAACAUGGAAGUGAUCAUUCAAGUUUUGUGCUCAUUUUCCUUCUUGAUUUUYUUUCUUAUUUAUCGCGAAGCGUUGGGAAGAGUCUCGUCAAGGGUACACGAUAACGCUGCUUUUAAAAGAUACGUAAAUAUCACAAGACUCAUCCAAGACAUCCCGUUCUUCAUUAUCCGUGCUGUGGUCUUGAUUUUGUACAAGCUUGAGAACCAGACCAUAUUUUUGGUGAAAAACUUUGCGUCGAUUGGCCUUGUCUCUCUCGCGCUCGCAGGUUUUAAAGAUAGCACUGAAAACAAUGGGCAAUCAUCCAAUAGAAGACAGCCAAGUGGACAGACAAAUCGUGGAUAUGGCAACAAUCCAUAGCACCAUCCAGAAACUGACAUCCAGAGUCUGAAACUGACAUCCAUAAGUCCCUUGGAUAGAUAAUACACUGACAAGUCAUUCACGAUAGCCACCAUGAACAACUUUGAAAUUAUAGUCCAAUUACGCCUUGUAGCCGUCUAGAGAACAAGUUGUUGUCUUUUUCUCCUGGGACACAAUAUUGAAUUUCACCACAAUCUCAGAUUUCAAGUAUGUGUGUUUUUUUUUUAAAUUUUUAUCGACAACAACGCAUGACCCAUCGCCAGUGCACUUGCAUGAGAUAAAAACACCUUGCACAUAAAUUAAAMUAGAAAGCAUUAUAUUCUGAGAUUCCCAAAGUAUCAACAUGAUAUUUUCUCGCCGUAUAUCUAUCUUCGUUGACUAGCUUGUUUUUACUCAACAAAUUUGGAAGGAUACUUAAAUGUAACCUUUUCACAAUGAUUAAAUGCAUAAUAUUCCAUAUAUAUUGUUUCUAUACUUUCAUCAAUAAUAUCACUUUCUGGGUGUUGGAGUUCUAGAAGUUCGUCAUAAAACUCGAGAGUGCAUGUUCUAUCGGGCAUAUACAAUGGCAACAUAUGAAAUGUGAAAUAAAGUAUAUGUUCUCUUUAUGAA